CACUGUUUACUCUUAUAAAAAAUACUUGCUGGUUUAGUGCUAGAGUUUGAGGCCAAAUUAAGGGAAGAAUAAUAGAAUGCCAUUGUAUGACCUGAAGCGGUGAUUAUUGGCUUGAUUGUGGACCUAGCAGAAGUUUCAGGUUUCUAAAUGGCUGCACUCAGCUGUACUGUGAGGUUCCCCUAGUUAUUUAACUUCCUGGCAAAUGCCUGUAGUGUAUUCAAGUAUGCCACUUAGCACAGGGGUCAGCCUCCUCAAAUACACCGUGUUCCCUGCAUUUUUACAGACUUUUCAGUGUUUACCUCAGUACAUUGUCCUCUUUGCAUGAUUUUAGGUAGUUCUACUGAGGAGCAAACAAGCUGACUGCUACUUACUGCAGUCCUGCAGCUCAUUCUUGUAUUUCUCCUUUCUAUCGUGUGUACUGAGGUACACAUGAGGUAUGGAAAUAAGAAAGCUGCAGGGAGCUGGAUCAAAGCCCAGCUAGCACACUGGCUGUUCCAUAAUGGGCUGACAGUGUUACAGGUGUGCCUCUCACAGAAAACAGAGGAGGAUUUGUGGCAUAGUAGGUUCUACCUCUUUAUUAGAUCUUCUGCUAACUAGAAUUGAGGCAUCCUGUGGUUUAAUUAUUUGUCAUUAAUAGUUCUGGAGCUUCCUGGUAUCCAUAUAUUUUUUUAAAGCAUUGUUAGGUUCUUGGUUUUAAAGUCCUGUAGCAGAAAACUGUGGAACUUCAUGAGCUCUUGAGGUGAUUUUGUCUUCAAGCACUGCUUCUGAACUCUUCUGUUGGAAAUCUUCUUCCCCUUCCAUUGGAAGCAGCCUUUUGUAAGAUGACAGAGACAAAGCAAGGACUGGGCAGCAAUUGUGGCAAACUGCAGUUAAAAAAAUGACAACACUUUAUAUUGAUGGCAGCAAAACUAAAUGGUAGAAGUUUCACACUCUGGUCGCUGGUCACACUAGGUAUGCCAAAGAGGCAAGUGCCCUCAAAGCUGGGAGUGUGUUUAUGGAACUUAAAAAGGACCAUGUUCUCCUGCAGGGCAGCAGGAAACUGUUCAGUGUGCUCAGGCUCAUUCCAAGGUUUCUUGUGUUGAGAAUGCAGUAAUCCGUGUGGAUCUAUCAAGAUGCAGCUUUUUUAUCAAACUACUUUUUCAUAAAUGAAGUGACUCUAUAAAAUAAAUAUUUAAAUAUGUCAAAGGCUGUGUUUUGUCAUAUUUCUUUACAUGUGCUCUGUAUCAAAAAUGGACCAUAAACCCACUAAUCCAGAAAAUUAUGCCCUUCUGUCAGGUUCAUGUGAUGCCAAGGGCCAAAAAGCAAGUAAGCUCAAUGACUGGGAUGUGGACAACAGAGAUGGAUGAGAAGAAGCCUUGCAGCUGCUUCUUAACAGAGUACAGUCAAAGAAUUGAGAUAAUGAGGAUUUUAAUUGUCAUCUUCAGCAGCAACUUCGAGGGGGCAGAGCUGGCAGGUCUUUUUCAUCAGACUUUUUAAAGCCUGGUUUUCUGUGGUCGCUGAAAUGAUACUUCAGUCACGAGUGAGAGCCACGGAACUUCACCUCUGCCUGUCUUGCCGGAUAAGCCUGGAGACGGCUUCCUGCUGCGCUCCCCCGGCGGAAGCGGGGAAAGAUUGCCCGGCUCGCUCGCCCUAUGGAGCCGCCCCGCUCCCAGGGCCCGCCCCGGCCUCGGGCCCGCCCCGGCCACAGUCCAGCCGAGACAUGGAGCCGCAUCUGAGCUUCCGCGGCCGGCGGGCCCUGGUGACUGGGGCCGGCAAAGGGAUCGGUCGCGCUGUGGCCGUGGCGCUGAGCAGGGCCGGGGCUCGCGUGACCGCGCUGAGCCGAACGGCGGCGGACUUGGAGAGCCUCACGCAGGAGUGCCCGGGCAUCGAGACCCUCUGCGUGGACCUGGCGGACUGGGAGGCUGUGGAGGCGGCGGUGGGCGCAGCGGGGCCGUUCGAGCUGCUGGUUAACAACGCGGCGGUGGCGGAGCUGCAGCCGUUCCUGGAGGUGACGCGCUCGGCCCUGCAGCGGUCUCUUGAUGUGAAUUUUGGGGCUGUGCUUCAUGUUUCCCAGAUAGUUGCUCGGCAGAUGAUUGCACAGGGGGUGCCAGGAGCUAUUGUGAACGUCUCCAGCCAGGCAUCGAAGCGUGCACUGAGGGAUCAUGCUGUCUAUUGUUCCACAAAAAGUGCUCUGGAUAUGCUGAGCAAAGUAAUGGCAAUGGAAUUGGGACCCCACAAGAUUAGGGUGAACACUGUGAACCCCACCGUGGUUAUGACUGACAUGGGGAGAAUUAACUGGAGUGACCCUCAGAAAUCUGCUGCCAUGAUUAAUCGGAUUCCCCUGGGAAAGUUUGCAGAGGUGGAUGAUGUGGUGAACAGCAUUCUCUUCCUGCUGAGUGACAAGAGUGCCAUGACAACUGGCAGCUCACUGAUGAUUGACGGGGGCUUUCUUGUCUCCUAAGAUGACACCUGCAUUUCACACCUGACCUCAGUUUUCAUAUGAAUACUGCCUAGAUGUAAACUGGAUAGAAAACAAUGACUUGCUUCUUGCCAGAGGGGCAGCAGGGCUGAAGAUUGUAUUAGAAGUGAGGCAGGAAAUCAGCUCUGCAAGGCUGCUAUAUAAUAAAGCUCACAUACACCUUCA
Vidua chalybeata is the source of this 2623-nucleotide messenger RNA. RefSeq names its product dicarbonyl and L-xylulose reductase (gene DCXR). The transcript is spliced from 8 exons. The record is from RefSeq and is a predicted model, not a curated record. Gene Ontology annotation, biological process: glucose metabolic process; xylulose metabolic process. Lineage: Eukaryota; Metazoa; Chordata; Aves; Passeriformes; Viduidae. The coding region runs from base 1502 to 2440 and encodes 312 amino acids. Gene Ontology annotation, molecular function: carbonyl reductase (NADPH) activity; L-xylulose reductase (NADPH) activity.